Molecule: messenger RNA, 1122 nt
Organism: Paramuricea clavata
Lineage: Eukaryota; Metazoa; Cnidaria; Anthozoa; Malacalcyonacea; Plexauridae
Source: the annotation of a GenBank genome assembly
AUGGCGUCGAGUUCGAGCGAAGAUUCUGAGGGCGAAACAUCUAUUCACGGCGAAUUACCACAGGGGUCUGAAAGAGAAUUGAUCGAAUACUACUUUAACCGGGGAUUGCCUUACAAGCAUAUUACUUUGAUGUUAGAAAAACAGCACAAUAUUGCAAUGAAUGAAAGAACCUUGAAGCGUAGACUCAAGGAUUAUGGUUGCUCAAGACGUCAUGAAGUGGACGACCAACUGAGAAGACGGGUUAGAGAUAUAAUUUUGCUCGAAAUCAGAAAUGGUCCUGAUAGUUUAAACGGCUACAGGACAAUGUGGCACAUUCUAAGAAUUAGGCACCAUAUUAAUUUUCCAAGACAUAUAGUGCAGACAAUUUUAAAGGAAGUUGAUCGCCAAGGGACAGAGAAUAGAAAGCGAAGAUGUCUCAAGCGUAGAACAUACGUUUCGCCAGGGCCCAACUUCUGCUGGCACAUAGAUUGCUAUGACAAACUGAAGCCAUUUGGUUUUUUAAUACAUGGAUGUGUUGAUGGAUUCAGCAGAAGGAUUAUCUGGUUGGAACUUAUGAGAUCCAAUAAAAAUCCACGUUUCGUUGCAAAGCAUUUUUUAAACCAUGUGAAAGCUGCACGGGGUUGUCCAACACGUGUGUACACUGAUCCUGGGACUGAAAAUGGGAUAAUUGCAGGAAUGCAAUCCUAUUUUCGUGCUGAAGGAUCAGAUGAAUAUGCAGGGUCAAAUGCCCACAAGUAAUGUAACGAGCACACGUAAUCAAAGAACGAAUGUCAGUGGUCACACGUCAGGAAACAGCGUUCAAGUUGGUGGAUUGAUUUCUUUCAUGACUGGCUCAACGAGUCUGAUCUUCUUGAUCUCACGAAUGAAAUACAUAGAGAAGCAUUGUGGUUUUGUUUUGCAGAUUUAUUACAAGCUGAUCUCGAUAAAGUCAAAGAUUAUUGGAACUCCCACCGCAUCAGAAAGUCAAAACACGCAAUAAUUUCCGGUGUUCCGGACAUGAUGUAUUUCCUGCCGGAGGAAAGGAAAAAUACUCACUGUUUGGUCACAAAAAACAAUCACUGGAAAAACAAUCACUGUUUGGUCACAGUGAUUGUUUGCACCCAGUUUCGGCAGAAAAAGUAA